GCUCUUUCUCGCUUUCACCGGCACUUGGCACUCGAAGUUAACAGCAGAUUGGAAAUCGCUAGGAUCUUAGCAAGCAGCUUCUAGCUGUGUGUGUGUUUGUGCAGAGGGAACUCUCAGCCGAUCAAGAUCCCUCACUCCGGACGAGGAGCAGCAGACACCAGAGAUCCCAGGCCGGGACGCCCUCUCUUUCCCAGACGCUCACCGCCGUGACGGAGUCACCCGAGGCACGUGGGACCAGCGCGCUGGGAACGGCCUGAACGAAUUUGCCACCGACUCCUGCUGGCUGCAAAGGGGACUGGACAGCUCUCCUUGGGGUGAUAUCUGACUCGGUUGUGUUUGUGUGAGACAUCCUUGGGGAGGCAAGAGGGGGCGGUGUGUGCCUUUCGGGAGAGGAUUUAAAAGCAGGGCGGGAGUGUUAAUAAAUUAAAAGCCCCGGGUAACCACUAGGGCUUUAUCGCUAGCUCUGUUGCAUUGCUGCUUGGUUUAGCCUGUUCACGCCACAGGUACCAUGCAGCUGGAUAGCAUCACCAAUGGGAGCGUCCACACCUUCCAGGGGCACCGCGGAGUAGCCAAUAAGCCCAACGUGAUCCUGCAGAUAGGGAAGUGCAGGGCUGAGAUGCUGGAGCAUGUCAGGAGGACCCACCGGCACCUCCUCACGGAGGUGUCCAAGCAGGUGGAGCGGGAGCUGAAAGGCUUGCAGAAAUCAGUGGGGAAGCUAGAGAAUAACCUGGAGGACCAUGUCCCAUCCACGGACAACCAGAGGUGGAAAAAGUCCAUCAAGGCCUGCCUGGCCAGAUGCCAGGAGACUAUUGCCCACCUGGAGAGGUGGGUUAAGAGGGAGAUGAAUGUCUGGAGGGAGGUGUUCUUCCGCCUGGAGAAAUGGGCAGACCGGUUGGAGUCUAUGGGGGGCAAAUAUGGCCCCACGGACCAUGCCAGGCAGACUGUCUCCGUCGGGGUGGGCGGCCCGGAGAGCAGGGGCAAUGACGGGGAGAUUUACGAUUACGCCCUUGACAUGAGCCAGAUGUAUGCACUGACUCCCUCUCCCGGGGAGAUAACUAGCAUGCCCCAGCCCCACGACUCCUACCAGUGGAUCACUGCCCCGGAGGACGCUCCGGCCUCCCCGGUGGAGACCCAGAUCUUUGAGGACCCCCGGGAGUUCUUGAGCCACUUAGAGGAAUAUUUGAAGCAGGUGGGAGGGACUGAGGAGUACUGGCUCUCUCAGAUCCAAAACCACAUGAACGGCCCAGCUAAAAAGUGGUGGGAAUACAAGCAGGACUCGGUCAAGAACUGGGUGGAGUUCAAGAAGGAGUUCCUGCAGUAUAGCGAGGGCACUUUGACCAGGGAUGCCAUCAAACGGGAGCUGGAUCUACCCCAGAAGCAGGGGGAACCCCUGGACGAGUUCCUCUGGCGUAAGAGAGACCUGUAUCAGACACUCUACACUGAUGCAGAGGAGGAGGAAAUUAUCCAGUAUGUGGUAGGCACCCUCCGGCCCAAAUUCAAGCACUUCCUGAGUCACCCCUUGCCCAAGACCUUAGAGCAGUUGAUCCAGAGGGGGAAGGAAGUCCUAAGUGACUUUGACCAGUCAGAAGAGCCGACCCCGCAGAGAACCCCAGAGCAUCAGCCAGGGGACUCGGUUAAUAGCUUGCCACCUUCAACCACAGCUAGUCCCAUUGCCAGCGAUGAGACGCAACCCGAGCUCCCUACCCCACCAGCUACGGUGAUAUGAGCUAGUACAAGUACGGGAUUGGCCUGUAUUAUACAAAGGUGUGGAGGGGACUGAUUUAGGAAGCUUCUCCUUAGUGAGAGGUUCUGGCUGUGACCAGUCAUGGCUGGACUCAGUCCAAUGGCCCUCGGCAGAGGAAUGAACUUUGUUUACGGAUGGGCCACGUGAGAACGUAGCUGCCUGCCUCACCCAAGUCAUGUGACGGGGGUGGGGGCAAGUCUGAGGAUACUAUUUUAACCACUGUGGGGUGGACAGUUUUAUGAUACUCCCGGCAGGAAGCUAGACAGUUCCCCCCUGCAGAGGCAGCCACCCUAUGCUGGCGCCUUUCAAGGACUUCAAACAGGUGCAGCUAUUGACCAAGAGUUCCAACCUACCCACCAGUCUCGUAUCCUCUGGAGAGGGGUCCCCUUCCUCAGUGGAACAUCCUUGUUUUGACUCUUGCCCAUCUCUGCCUUACUGACGGGGCUUCGUCCAGCCCAAGAGGAAACCACUGGCUUCCGCUUCCCUCGCAUCCUCCCACCAAAGCUUCAGGGAGGAAACUUUUUAAAAGUUCAUAAUGGUUUCGAAGUGAGCCUAGAACUGCGGCAAAUGGCAACUUGAAGGGGUUUGAUCAAUUUUACCACCUGCCGUUGUAUCUCACCCGGCACCUGCUCUCAUUUUUCCUCCCAGUGGUUCUCUUCCAUUCCCAGUUCCUUCUCUCCCCGUGGGUGACCCAUGCCAACAGGCCGUUGCAGCAACAAGGGAAAUUUCAUCCCAUGUCUGCUGCUACCAUGGGGAGGGAAGCCCAAACUCACUCCCCCACCAUCCCUCCAGGUGGCAAUUCAGCACGUGCUGUUUCACCACUAGACUGGGCGCAACUAAACCUUUGUUCCUUGCUGCAUUAGUCUUCUCUAUCUGAGAUUCAGGACCAGGCAGAUUAAUGGGGAUAAGCCAGAGAUCUUUCUACUUUGGGCGAUGUGAGGUGGGGCAAUCAGACAAGGCACCAACGUUGUACAGGGGUAAAUUCCUAUUUUUUUUAUAUCAAACAAACACACUCUGAACUCAGAGCAAAUAUCCCCCAAGCAGCAAAGCAAGGCCCCUCCAUUGGAGAUGCCAGGACAGUAGGACAUCAUCAGUCUGUUUCUGUGGGACUUUGCUACAGGAAAGCAGAAACAAAGUUAAGAGGUGGUAUAUGUGUUGGGUCCCAGACCCUGCUUGCAAAGAAGACUCCUGGAUGGCAGAUCUACAUACACGUUGCUUUUGGAAGGUCUGAUGUCCUAGGUCUGAGGAAUCUGAUGGCAGAACUGUGUCUAAAACCGAUGGACUUUCUAAACCAGCCCCUUCGUUCUGCAAACUGGAACUAGAUGGAGCUGGAAUUGGGCUCUGUGCUACUUUUCCACGUUAAAUAUCAAAGACC
Messenger RNA from Malaclemys terrapin pileata, 3119 nucleotides. RefSeq names its product activity regulated cytoskeleton associated protein (gene ARC). The record is from RefSeq and is a predicted model, not a curated record. Gene Ontology annotation, biological process: positive regulation of AMPA receptor activity; modulation of chemical synaptic transmission. Gene Ontology annotation, molecular function: mRNA binding. The transcript has a single exon. Lineage: Eukaryota; Metazoa; Chordata; Testudines; Emydidae. Bases 509 to 1726 code for a protein of 405 amino acids.